Molecule: messenger RNA, 2671 nt
Organism: Miniopterus natalensis
Lineage: Eukaryota; Metazoa; Chordata; Mammalia; Chiroptera; Miniopteridae
Gene: WDR75
Product: WD repeat domain 75
Biological process (GO): positive regulation of transcription by RNA polymerase I; ribosome biogenesis; positive regulation of rRNA processing
Cellular component (GO): nucleolus; small-subunit processome
Molecular function (GO): protein binding; RNA binding
Source: RefSeq, a predicted model, not a curated record
UCGGGGGCGGGGCCGCCACCGGGAGUUCCUGCGUCGGCGCGAAGAUGGUGGAGGAGGAGGAGAGUGUCCGCGUGGUUCGCUGUGGCGGCAGCGAGUUGAAUUUCAGAAGAGCCGUGUUCUCUGCGGAUUCUAAGUAUAUCUUCUGUGUCUCUGGAGACUUUGUUAAAGUUUAUAGCACAGCUACAGAAGAAUGUGUACACGUAUUGCAAGGACACAGAAAUCUGGUGACGGGAAUCCAGCUCAACCCCAACAAUCAUCUACAGCUGUAUUCUUGUUCCUUUGAUGGCACAAUUAAACUGUGGGACUAUCUAGAUGGCAUUUUGAUAAAGACUUUCAUAGUUGGACAUAAACUUCAUGCCUUCUUUGCUCAUAUCCAUAUUGAGGAUUCUGUCUUUGUUAUAAUAAAUAAAGAAAAACCAGAUGUAUUUCAGCUGGUUUCAGUGAAACUGCCCAAAUCGUCAAGCCAGGAAGUAGAAGCUGAGGAGCCCUCCCUUGUUUUGGAUUAUAUAGACCAGUCACCCAAGUGCAUUGCCUUCGGAAAUGAGGGAGAAUAUGUUGCUGCAGUGCGGGACUUUUACUUGUCUGUUUAUUUUUUCAAAAAGAAAAAAACAUCAAGGUUUACUUUGUCAUCAUCAAGAAAUAGGAAACAUGCUAAGAACAAUUUUACAUGUAUAGCAUGUCACCCAAAGGAAGAUUGCAUAGCAACUGGUCACAAGGAUGGCAAAAUUCGUCUUUGGAGGAAUUUUGAUGAUGAAAAGAAAUACACAUACACAUGUCUACAUUGGCACCAUGAUAUGGUUAUGGAUUUGGCUUUUUCAGUGACAGGCACCAGUCUGCUGAGUGGCGGUCGAGAAUCUGUCCUCGUUGAGUGGCGUGAUGCAACAGAGAAGAGCAAAGAGUUCCUACCCCGUUUAGGAGCUACUAUUGAACAUAUCGCAGUCUCUCCAGCAGGGGAUCUGUUCUGUACUUCUCACUCUGAUAAUAAGAUAAUAGUCAUUCACCGAAACCUUGAGGCAUCCGCAGUAAUUCAAGGCCUAGUGAAAGACAGCAGUAUCUUGACUGGUUUGAUGAUUGAUCCAAGAACUAAAGCUUUGGUUUUGAACGGAAAACCUGGCCAUUUGCAGUUUUAUUCUCUCCAAAGUGAUAAGCAAUUAUACAAUUUAGAUAUUGUGCAGCAAGAAUAUAUCAAUGAUUAUGGUCUGAUCCAAAUUGAACUGACAAAGGCUGCAUUUGGCUGCUUUGGUAACUGGCUUGCAACAGUGGAACAACGGCAAGAAAAGGAAAAUGAGCUUGAAUUGCAAAUGAAACUGUGGACAUAUAAUAAGAAAACACAAGGGUUUGUUCUUAAUACAAAGGUUAACAUGCCACAUGAAGACCACAUCACAGCUCUCUGUUUCUGUAAUGCAGAAAGAUCUGAAAACCCCACCUUGGUUACAGCUAGUAAAGAUGGUCACUUCAAAGUGUGGAUAUUAACAGAUGAUUCUGAUAUAUACAAAAAAGCUGUUGGCUGGACCUGUGACUUUGUGGGUAGUUAUCACAAAUACCAAGCAACCAACUGUUGUUUCUCUGAAGAUGGCUCUUUACUAGCAGUUAGUUUUGAGGAAAUUAUUACAAUAUGGGAUUCAGAGACAUGGGAACUUAAAUGUACAUUUUGUCAACGAGCUGGGAAUAUAAGGCACCUUUGCUUUGGGAGACUGACUUGUUCAAAGUAUCUUCUUGGUGCAACUGAAAAUGGAAUUCUUUGCUGCUGGAAUCUGCUUAGUUGUGCAUUGGAAUGGAGUACAAAAUUAAAUAUUACAGUGAUGGAGCCUGAUCCUAAUUCAGAGAAUGUUGCUGCAGUUUCACGGUCUUCGGUGGGUUCAGACUUGUUUGUAUUUAAACCUAGUGAGCCAAGGCCAUUGUAUAUUCAAAAGAGUAUCUGUAGAGAGGAAGUCAAGUGGGGAGUGUUUGUUCCACGAGAUGUCCCUGAAUCAUUCACCUCAGAAGCUCACCAGUGGCUGAACAGAUCACAGUUUUACUUCCUAACAAAAUCACAGAGUUUAUUGACAUUCAGCACAAAGUCUCCAGAAGAGAAACUCACACCAACAAGCAAGCAGCUACUAGCAGAAGAAAGUCUUCCAACAACCCCAUUUUACUUCAUACUGGGAAAGCACAGGCAACAACAGGAUGAAAAAUUAAAUGAAGCUUUGGAGAAUGAACUGGUACAGCUGCCCUUAACGGAAAACAUACUUGCCAUUAAUGAGCUUCUUCACACUCCAGCCCAUGUACUACCAUCUGCUUCUUUCCUGUGCUCCAUGUUUAUAAAUUCAUUGCUGCUGUCUAAGGAGACUAAGAGUGCUGAAGAAAUUCCUGAUGAUGUGGAUAUGGAAGAAGAAAAAGAAAGUGACAACUCCGAUGAAGAAAAUGAUUUCACUGAAAAGGUCCAGACUACAAAUAACACAGAUUUGGGAGAAGACAUUAUACAUCAGUUGUCAAAACGUGAAGAAAAGGAACUGAGAAAAUUCAGGAAAGUCGACUAUAGCUGGAUAACUGCUCUUUAAAAUUUGGAGAUGGGGGAGGGUUCUCGCACUUUUUUUUAUUGUAUGUUGAUAUUCCAAAAACCUAUUUUAAUGUUAUUUCUGUUUUUAAAAUAAAUAUUAACAGGCUUUACUUUUUAAGUAACUGGUAACAU